Messenger RNA from Pollicipes pollicipes, 1658 nucleotides. Its product is annotated as DE-cadherin. The record is from RefSeq and is a predicted model, not a curated record. Gene Ontology annotation, biological process: adherens junction organization; cell morphogenesis; calcium-dependent cell-cell adhesion. Gene Ontology annotation, cellular component: adherens junction; catenin complex. Gene Ontology annotation, molecular function: calcium ion binding; cadherin binding; beta-catenin binding. Lineage: Eukaryota; Metazoa; Arthropoda; Thecostraca; Pollicipedomorpha; Pollicipedidae. The transcript is spliced from 10 exons. Bases 1 to 1638 code for a protein of 545 amino acids.
AUGCACGAGCGUCUGAUCGUCCAGCUGGCCAGGCUGUUCACCACCGCCCCGGAGAAUGUUGACCUGUUCGGCGUGCAGAACAACGACGCCGGCGGCGUGGACGUGCGCUACUCGGCGCACGGCUCGCCCUAUUACGACAGCGAACGCAUGGACGGCAUCGUGGCGCAGAACAAAAAGCAGCUGGAGGAUUUGUUCGGCUUCGAGAUCGAGCAAGUGGGCAUCAAUGACUGCCUGUACGAGGCAACCUGCCAGGGCAGCUGCCACGCCGAGCUGAAGAUCUUCGACGACGAGGUGUACCGCGUCCAGACCAACACGUCGAGCAUCAUAGGUGUGAAGACGGAGCUGCAGUACCGCUGUGGCGAGUGCGAGGCCAAGAUGGAGCGCCAGAUCUGUCUACACGACGGCGGCUGGAAUGAGGCGCGGCAAAAGUGCGACUGCCCGGAAGGCUACCCUGGCCCCAACUGCCAGGGCGACACGAUCCACUUCGAGGGCACCGGCUACGCCUGGUUCCCGACGCUGACGGCGUGUAACGCGUCGCGGCUCAGCUUCGACCUGACCACGGCCGCCGACGAGGGCCUCGUCAUGUACAACGGGCCGCUGUCCGAGCCCCCCGACUUCGUGCAAGAUUUUUUCGCGGUGGACCUGUUGGAGGGUCGCCUGCGUGUGUUCAUGAACUACGGUACGGGAACGGUAGUGGCCAGUCCCGAGGUCAAGGUCGACGACGGGGUCAUCCAUCACGUGGACAUCACCUGGGACACAGAGACGGUACUGGUGCUGGUGGACAGCUGCGUGGGCGGCACCACCUGCCAGGCGUCGGUGGCGGCGCCUGCCGCGCCUGACGGCGAGAAGAACGCCUUCCUGAACGUGGUGACGCCCCUGCAGCUAGGCGGCUCGGCCGUGCCGCUGGACCGCGUGCAGGCCUUCAUGUCCUGGGAGACGGUGCCCGGCUGGGGCGGCUUCUCCGGCUGCCUCCAGAACAUGACCUUCCUCGACAGGGUGUUCGACCUGAGCGCGCCUGCUGAGGGGAAGGACUUCAGCCGUUACUGCUCGGAGGUGGUGAAGGCCAAGCCGGUCAUAGAGCCGACGUCUGGCUUUCUGGCCGUCAUUCUCGGCUGUGCGGGUAUCCUGCUGAUGCUCAUCAUCGCGGUGAUCAUGUACCGCCGACGGCACGUGCGAGCCCUCUACAAGGAGCCGACGGACGAGAUGCGGGACACCAUCAUCAACUAUGACGACGAGGGCGGCGGCGAGAAGGACCAGACGGCGUACGAUCUCAGCGUGCUGCAGGUGGCCAACGGCGUGCCCAAGGAGAACGGCCGGCCGGUGGGCCAGACGCCCGGCCAGCCGCCGUCCGUGCGCAGCUUCAUCGACGACAACAAGAACCAGAUGGACAAGGACGAGCAGGCCUGGCCGUCAGACGACGUCAGGAACUACGCCUACGAGGGCGGCGGCAGCUCGGCCGGCUCGCUCUCCUCGCUCAACUCGGGCACAGACGACAACGACCUCAACUUUGACAUCCUGAACGAGUUUGGUCCCCGCUUCCGCAAGCUGGCCGACAUGUACGGCGGUGGCGACGAGGACGAGGACGAGCCGGCGGCCGGCGGCCGGCCAUCGUCUCUCGCUGGCGAGUCCUGGUGCUAGCGGCGGCCCGCCACCUCGGC